AAAGACCAUCCUUUCCUCGUAUUUUGAACUUAAAAGACGUGGAGUUCCCGCCUUCCCGGCAAGAUCUCACUCUCGGUUUGGACUUUGUUUGUACAGCUGAAGAGGGCAAUUGUGAUCUGUGAAUCCUAGACUACCAUUCACUGGAAGAAGAUAAGUCGAAGAGAUCGCGAAGAGUAUACCUAGACUGGAAGAAGAGAAAUCGGAGAUAGCAACCAUGGAGAAUACGAUUAGGAGUCCGAGCCCUCCUCGGACGUGCACAACAGUGAGGAGAAACCCUCCGCGCAAUGCGAGGCCGACUCCUUCCACCACCGCUGGUACUGCCCCUCAUUUUUCUUCUUCCAUCCGUAGGAAUCGGAGGGACAUCGCUCCAUUUCGUCUGCAGGAGAUCCUCGACGACGAUGUCCCUCAAAUCUUUCCCAUAGCAGAGGCAGUGGUACCCCCAAAGCCACCGGAAGAGGAUGAAAUCUCCGAGAAUUUGAAGGUCUUUCUGAGGAUCAGGCCUCUCGACCUCAGUAAGCCGACUUCGAAGAACGGUAAUAAUGCCAUCAGACAAAAGAUCAAAGGACUGUCGCUUAAAAAGGAGACGGUGGCGAAGAAUGAUAAUGCAAAGAUGAAGAAGAAGAAGGAAAUUUGCUUAGUUGUCAAGGAUUCUCGGUCCGUGACGCUUUCACCACCGGCGUCGCUUCAGGACUCAAAGCGUGCCAAGACGGUUGAUUAUGAUGGUUUCAGCCACGUCUUUGCGCCUGGUUCUCUUCAGGAAGAAGUGUAUGAGAAGGUAAUGGAGCCUUUGGUUUCGGAUUUUCUGCGGGGGAGGAGUGGGUUGUUGGCUGCUAUGGGCCCGAGUGGUUCAGGAAAGACGCACACUGUCUUUGGAUGUCCGAGGGAACCUGGAAUCGUUCCUCUUACUCUCAGGAGGCUGUUUGAACAUGAAGAGAGAAACAGUUCGGAAGAGCUUUCUAGGUCUUACCAUAUAUCAGUGUUCGAGAUAUAUUCUGAACGAGGAAAAGGAGAGAAAAUAUUUGAUUUGACUUCCGACAGAGCUGAUUUGAGCUUGCAGCAAUCGGCCAUAAAAGGUGUUCAAGAGCUUAUGGUUUCAAAUGUCCAAGAGGCAGAAUGUAUAAUAGCACGUGCAAUGCUGAAACGUGCUACUGCUCUGACAAAUACAAAUAGCCAGUCAAGUCGAUCACAAUGCAUUAUUAAUAUUCAUACAUUUCUUAAGAAGAUCGAUGAUGGAGAAGCUGUGGUUCAGGAAAGGAAUGCUGUUUUAACUAUUGUGGAUCUUGCAGGAGCUGAAAGAGAAAGGAGGACAGGAAAUCAGGGGGCAAGAUUGUUGGAAAGCAAUUUCAUCAAUAACACUUCUAUGGUGUUUGGGCUUUGCCUAAGGUCGUUGCUGGAGCACCAAAAGAACCCAAAGAAGCCAUUACAAAAGCACUUCCAAAACUCUUUGUUGACCAGGUAUUUAAGAGAUUAUUUGGAAGGCAAGAGAAGAAUGACUCUGAUUUUGACGGCAAAGCCAGGAGAAGAUGAUUACCUGGAUACAUCCUAUUUGCUCAGACAGGCCUCUCCUUAUAUGAAAAUCAAGUUUAAUGAUGUCGAGGAACCAUCCCAUUUGCUUGGUCAGAAGAGACAUGUUCAGGCAUUAUCUAAGAUCGAGCAUCCUAAAAGAAAGAAGAUCGGGGAUCGGGUUGCUUCUGUGAUUGAUGAAGAGGAGGGUGCUGGAGAUGACCAAUCAAUUCUGCAAAAAGAAGUAAUUUUAGGGAAACUUCAAGAACCUGAACUCCUCAGAGUCUCAGGUUCAUCCACAAGAGCUCUGAAGAUAGAGUGCAGUGAGUACAAUUUGCUAAAGGAAGAGUACCAUAUAGAACUUGCCAAGAGAGAUAGAAAUGAUCAUAUCAUGAGGAGUUUCUCUAAGGCCCUAUGGGAUGUCUUAAAACAGUAUAAGAAAAAACUCGAGGCGUCAGAAAGUGAGGUCCAUAAUCUGAACGAAAGUCUUCACAAAGAAAAAUUUCGAAAUUCAGAGCUGGAAAAAGAAUUGAAAGAUAUGAAGCCUUGUCAUUUGUGGUGUCGACAAAAUUCAACAGAGGCCUCCAUGCUUAAAUUGUGUAUAGAUUCGGACUUUGAUACCACUGGGUGUUUGCAACUGGAGCAACAUAAAUCAAACAACAUUGAUGAGGUGCAUGCUGAAGUUUGUGUCUCAAAGCCAGAAGUUCUAGAAUGCAGCAACGUUUCAAAUUUAUGUGAUGUUGUUGUAUCUCCCCUUCAGUGUCUAAAUCAGAAAAGCAAUAGCACCCCUGGGAAGGAAAAAACUGGUGAAUAUUCAGAAGAACGGGAAAAUUUAGAGGUUAAGGACAGUUGUUCUGAUGCAGAUGUUACAGGCUUGAGCGAUUCAGGGUCAAUGGUUGGCACCUCUCAGUCUCAGGCCCUAGGUGUAAAUGAUGACACUUCACCAAUCAAGCGGAAAGAAUUGUUUAGUAAGGGGGAAAAGAUUCCAAAGGCUGAAGUGAAACAUUUUUCUAGCAGACCUUCAGAUUGGGAGAAACCUAGGAGGAGACUGGGGCCUCCACCUUCCUUGUUAUUGAAGGAUGUCAGUAAUUUGGAUUUGCAAGACGAUGACAAACGAAAGGGAAGCAGAGGUGGAAAGAAAUCAAUGGCAGGGGAAAGAGCAAUGACGCAGGGCAGCAUCUCUCUGUUGAAACUGCUGGGCAACUAUCGCCAGCUUUAGUAUCACCUUUUUUAAGUGUACAGGAUGGUUUUGUCCUACUUCGCCAGGGUUUCAAAAAUUGUUGAAUCGUAUUGGAAUCGGCCAGAACCGAUUCAGAUUUCCUGUUCAGAAAUGAAACAUUCUCACCAAGAUUCUCCUGAACGAUUCUAGAGUUCUUGGGACCGAUUCCUGUUUUCAAAACCCUGUACUUCAUGUUUUCUUUAAUUAUUGUUGUGGCAUUGUUUUAUUCUUUUUUUGUGUUUUUCCUGGCCAGCUUAGAAAUUUUAAGGAAGCCGUAUAUGGCCAAAGAUUAGGGGUAUUGGGCAAGCAAAAGAACAGACUGAAUGAAUGUUUAGUACUUGUAUAUUCAGAUCGGAUAUUAUGGUGUUGGGUUGUUUCUGGAAAAUGAUUUUUUCGGAUAUAGAUUCCCUUGAAAGGAUACAAAAUUAAACUGGA
Macadamia integrifolia is the source of this 3157-nucleotide messenger RNA. RefSeq names its product kinesin-like protein KIN-6. The record is from RefSeq and is a predicted model, not a curated record. Gene Ontology annotation, biological process: microtubule-based movement. Bases 215 to 2722 code for a protein of 835 amino acids. The transcript is spliced from 19 exons. Gene Ontology annotation, molecular function: ATP binding; microtubule binding; ATP hydrolysis activity. Gene Ontology annotation, cellular component: microtubule; kinesin complex. Lineage: Eukaryota; Viridiplantae; Streptophyta; Magnoliopsida; Proteales; Proteaceae.